CCACUUCAGGGUAGCGUGAUAUCUAGUCUGAAAUGAGAGCAAACAGAAUCAAUAAAUUCUUGCACAGUUUGAUACGCGCAAUAUACAUACAUGUGUUGAUGUUGCAACUAUUUAGAGCUGCCAGAUGUAUAAUAAUAAAUGCAUUGAUUACCGAUGCAUCAUAAGUUCGUCAGCUUCAUUCUUGAGGUCUGUUCAGCUCCAAUUUUGUUCGGCGUUCAUUGAAACUUACAGUAUAGAGAUCUUGGAAAAUGGAAAAAAUGGACUUAGAAAAACUGUAUUCACCGUCGAUGUGGAAUAAAAGAUGUGCUCCCACUGAUGUUACGACAAAUUUUGUCAAGCUGGGGCAAGACGCUACGCUUCGUGCGCGGAAAAAUACCCGUUGCGAAAUUGACGUUCCUUAUGGACCAUCAGAGCGCACCAAAUACGACAUCUACGGCAUUGAUCUGCCAGAUGAGUCACCCAUUUUCGUAUUAAUACACGGAGGGUACUGGCAAAAGAUGAGUAAAGAUGAGUAUGCCUUUCCAGCAGAAACUUUUGUAUCGCAAGGCAUAAAAUUUAUCUGUGUCGGCUACGACUUGUGCCCCAAUGUCCGAUUACGCGAAAUAGUAUCUCAAAUAAAAACAGCAAUGCGGAAGAUUCUUCAGUAUGCUUCAAAAUCUGGAUCGCGGGGAGUAUGGGUGGGUGGUCACAGUGCCGGUGCACACUUAGCGGCUAGUUUGUUAGAUUCCGAAUGGCUGCAGCAACAGAAUAGCACGUUGCUAAAAAGCCUCGUCCUCUUGAGUGGUAUUUACUUCCUGGAACCCCUGAUUUCGACUUCGUACAACGAAGCAUUGAAACUAGAAAGCACUGAAGCCGAACUCAUGAGUACUUUAAGCAUCAAAUUGCCAGCACCAGUGCAAAAUUUGAAAGUAAUGGUUGUGAUAGGAGACUGUGAUUCGCCUGCAUUCAUAGAACAAGCACGCGAACUGACGAAGCUACUUUGCAGCAGUGUGGACGAUGUGGAAUAUAAAUUUCUUCGAAGCGGCAUCGACCAUUUCAGCAUCAUAGAAAAUUUGGCUCAUCAUGACUUUCCUUUGACUCAAAAGAUAAUAGAAUCUAUCAAUAAUUCUACAGUUUGAAUGUACGUAGUAGACUAUCUCCAACAUGCAGAAUUCAAAACGUG
Messenger RNA from Athalia rosae (coleseed sawfly), 1162 nucleotides. RefSeq names its product kynurenine formamidase (gene KFase). The transcript has 9 exons. Lineage: Eukaryota; Metazoa; Arthropoda; Insecta; Hymenoptera; Athaliidae. Gene Ontology annotation, molecular function: hydrolase activity. The coding region runs from base 249 to 1118 and encodes 289 amino acids. The record is from RefSeq and is a predicted model, not a curated record.